Owenia fusiformis is the source of this 3264-nucleotide messenger RNA. NCBI's taxonomy places the organism in Eukaryota, Metazoa, Annelida, Polychaeta, Sabellida, Oweniidae. The record is from the annotation of a GenBank genome assembly.
UUUAUAUCAAACACUAUUCAUUUUCCACAUGAUGAACACUAUAAGAUCAACAUUGACAACCAUUGCUUUGGUUAAUUCACUUUGAGAUAAUGGCGGUGAGUCGAGUCGAGUUUGUUGCAGCAAGAGUUGCACUAGCGGCGUUUCUAGUGUGUGCUGGGAUUAUAAUUGGGUAUUUCAGUACUAGUACACCCAAACAGAUGACCCUGCGGGAUGUAGCUGGAGAUACAUGUAAAGGUGACCAAGAUGAUAACCGUGAAUAUAUCAACUUCAAAAAACUAAUAAAGGAAGCUAAUGGUUCCAUCGCAGAUAGAAUCACGGAUGAAAUUAACAAGACCGAAAUUAAGAAAACACUCAGAAAAUUAUUGUCUCAACAACCCCCUGUUGCUGGUACCCAAGCUGAAUUGGAACGAGCUCAUUAUAUCAGAGAAAAAUGGUUAAAGUAUGGAAUUGACGAAGUGAAUAUAUUACCCUACGAUGUACUGCUUAGCUACCCCGGGGAUGUGAAAAAGAAUCCAAAUAUCUUGCAAAUUCUAGAGGAGGACGGUACAGUUGUGCAUGAAGCAACGUUAAAUGAACCUAUCCUUGAUCGACGAAAAGACAAACACGACAUUUUACCACCGUGGCUUGCUUACACACCGGGUGGCGAGGUCGAAGGGGAGCUGGUGUACGCUAAUCGUGGUUCAUUGGAAGAUUUUAAGCUACUAACUGAUGUACUGGGCAUUAAUGUCACCGAUAGAAUAGUUAUUGCACGUUAUGGUGACAUUUAUCGAGGAAAUAAAAUAAAGCAUGCGCAGCUUUACGGAGCUAAGGGAGUCAUUCUCUUCUCUGACCCCGGAGACGUAACCGAGGAAGGUGCCGGUGUUUAUCCGGAUUCAGAAUAUCUCCCUGAAUAUGGCAUGCAACGAGGGACAACAAAAAGCGGAUACGGAGACCCUUUAACACCUGGCUAUCCUGCAAUUGACAUUACCCAACGUAUCUCUAUUGCAGAUGCAGAAAAUUCAACAAGGCUGCCACGGAUUCCUGCACAACAGAUAGGUUAUGCUGACGCCAAAAAGUUUUUCGAAAGCAUCGACCCUUCAAGUCAGGAGGCCCCUGUAACUUGGCGGGGAAAGAUAAACACAACAUAUAGGUUGGGCCCUAAGAUGGUGAACAAUAGAGUUGUAAGGCUGGUUUCUAGGAACACAAGAGAAACCCGUACUACACAUAAUGUAAUAGGAAUUAUCAGGGGAUGUAUUGAACCGGAUAGAUACGUCAUGGUCGGAGGUCAUCACGAUGCUUGGGUAUCAGGAGCAUUUGAUAACACACAGGGCACAGCCCUUUUACUCGAACUAGCAAGAGUUUUUGGCAAGUUGUUAUUUUGUGGAUGGCGUCCGCGUCGAAGUAUUAUACUUGCGAGUUGGGGUGCUGAAGAAUAUGGCUUAAUUGGUGCAAACGAAUUUGUCGAAGAAUUCUCGAAAAACCUGGCUGAAAGGGCUGUCGCAUACAUCAAUACAGACGUGUCAGUUAUAGGUCGAAAGUUCUUUUUUACGUUAAGUUCUCCUCUUCUAAACAGUGUUAUUUAUCGUGCCACUGAAUUCAUCAAAUCACCAGAUGCAGAAUAUAAUACACUUCGGGAGUUCUGGAGUUCUCGAGAAAAACAUGUAUUGAACAAUUCUAAUGACGAACCAGUAAUCUUUAAAUUGGGAGCGCGAAGCGACCAUGCUCCCUUUUAUAACAUAAUAGGAGUGCCGAGUAUGAACUCCGGGCGAUUUGGAAAUGAUACAUCCUCGUACCCUCUCUAUCAUAGUGCAUAUGAGACUUUCAGAGCAGUGAAAAUGUUCAUAGAUCCCACGUUUGAGUACCAACAAGCGAUCGCUAGACUAGUCGGUGAAAUGGUAAGGCUCCUCGCCGAAGAACUUGUUCUGCCAAUGGAUGUUCGUUAUUACGCUAAAGACAUAACAACAACUUUUGCUCAAAUAAAAAAGAGAUUUGGAACAAAACUUGACAGUGAAAAUAUAACCCUGUCAAAGUUUGAAGAGGCUGUCGAAAGUUUUGCAAACGCAACUGAGUUGUUCAAUAUUAUGGCGGAAAACGUUGACAGACAUGAUCCAAUUGCCGUGAGAAUGUUGAACGAUAAAAUGAUGUUGUUGGAACGAGCAUUCAUCGAUCCACUAGGGUUACCUGGAAGACCUCUGUAUCGUCAUAUAGUAGCCGCUCCAAGCAGAAGCAAUGCCUGUAAUUCGGUGGGGUUUCCUGGUGUCGUUGACGCUAUCGCUGACACCGAAGAUUUGGCAGUUGAUGAUAAGGUUAACGGUUGGAGACUUGUUCGGAAAGAAAUUGCAAAAGCUAUAUUUGCACUCAAAUCUGCUGGAUCAACUCUUUUGGGUCACGUAAAACUUGGACGCUAAAUUAUAUUUUCUAAAGACAAUGGCUUCUUUCGGACUUUAAGAUAACACACCAUUGUACAUAAUUUGGGAAAAUUCUUGUAUAUAUUUAAGCUUUCCAUAGGCAGUUGAUGAUAAGGUAAACGGUUGGAGUGUAGUUCGGAAAGAAAUUCAAAAACUAUAUUUACACUCAAAUCUGCUGGAUCAACUCUUAUUGGACACGUUAAACUUGGACUCUAGAUUAUAUUUUGUAAAGACAAUGCUUCAUUCGGACUUUGAGAUAACACACCAUUGUACAUAAUUUGGGAAAAUUCUUGUAUAUUUAAGCUUUCCAUAGGCAGUUGGUGAUAAGGUUGUAGUGUAGUUAUGAAAGAAAGUGCAAAAGCUAUAAUUGCACUCAAGUCUGCCGUAUCAACUCAUUUUGGACACGUUAAACUUUGACGCUAGAUUAUAUUUUUUGAAGCAAAUGGCGCAAUCCUGACUUUGAGAUAAUACACCAUGAGCGUAGCCAAGGGGGUGCGAUAGGUGCACCAUAACCCAUAACCCCCAUAACCAAUGAAAAUAAAAUUAUUAGAUAGAGGAAGAAAAGAGCUUCAAAAUGCUUUUUAUUUGAAGUUUCUAACUCAAUUUUGAAGGAAGUUCCAUCAAUUUUUUAAAUUCAAAAGAAAUCUUUAAAAAAAACAAUUUUUUGAUCGCUCAUGCCACGAUCGCAAAUUCGCAACCCCCCCCCCCCUCUCUGACUGAAAACCGAAAUGUUUUGACGAUCGCACCCCUUGACCGAAUGAGGUAUAUCCAGAAUUAUGGCAAUGUCUAUACUUUCUAUACAUUGUCUAUACUUUCUAUACUUUCGAUCUCCUUUUUCAUACUAUCUGCCUUCGACGUUCUAUACUUUCGGUACUUU